Pyricularia grisea is the source of this 3024-nucleotide messenger RNA. RefSeq lists its product as uncharacterized. The coding region runs from base 363 to 2774 and encodes 803 amino acids. The record is from RefSeq and is a predicted model, not a curated record. Lineage: Eukaryota; Fungi; Ascomycota; Sordariomycetes; Magnaporthales; Pyriculariaceae. The transcript has 2 exons.
CAGGGCGGUUGCGCUCGCUGCUUAGCGUCCUGCGUGCGUAUCAAGGCACGCCGCUGGCUGAAUCAACCUAGGGUUUCUUGGGCGUCUCGGCCCAAACCUGUCUCUCGUUCAGCACUGCACAACCUUUUAUACAUGAAUCAGAAGCGAAUUAUACAGCCCAAGCACCCCUUCGGAAACACCUCGACCUUUCUUACCUACGUACCGAAAGCCUACCAUCGACCAGUCGGACACUAACGCAGCAUGCUGAUCGCCGCCGCUCUCCCGUCUUCUCCGUUUGUUUGUCUGAGGCUACUGCCCUGGUAGGCGGCACUUGAGACAAGACAAGAUAGUCGACUGCCUUGUCUCCGACAUAAACGCCCAUCAUGGAGGCCGAGUCAUCUGCUUCGGUUACUGUCAACGCCAUGGCCGCUAUUUCGUCUGCUUUGCGAUCAGAAUCCGUCAAAAUCCAGUGCUGCUGUGGUCGGCCGGACUGCGUUUUCUUGAAGCACAACUGCUCUGUUCUCGAGAGUGUCGAAAAGGAUGUCCACACCGCUGCUAAAAUGGGCCAGGUUCUCCUGGCGCGCCACGAAGCCUAUAUGGCAGACGCCGAACGCGAUCGCACCGAGCUGACGAGCCGAAUUGAUCAACUCGAGACAGACAAGAGGGGUCUCGAGGCCGACAAUGCCAAAACAAUCGAGGAGAACCGCAUGCUGCUCGACCAGUUGGAGGCGCUAAAUACAUCCGUAACCGAUGCAGAGGUACAGAUAACGACUCUCGAGGCGGCCUUGCGUUCUUCCCAACUGAGUGUCAGAAGACUAGAGGGCGCAGCAGCUCGGGCGGCAGAACUGGAGAAAGAGUUGGAAUACCUGGAGCGGGAACAGGAAAAGAUUCAAAACGACCUCUUCAGCUCUCAACGUGACGCACGCUCAGCAGUACAAAGAUGGAAGACUGCCGAACGUGGGAUUUCCAACCUUCAGGAUCAGCUGGAGCGCAUUGAGCGCGAGGCUACACAAGAGCGUGAGCGCCAUGCCGAAAUUGUAGAGAGGCUUGAACGGCAGAGCGCCAUGGAGAAGGACCUCACAGCUGCGGCUGGUCGGCUCAAGGGCGCCGCCGCAACCAAGAGCCUUGGUGAUGGGAAAACCACCAACCCAGCAGUGUCUCACUUUGUGCGAGAUCUGCUACAGGACAAUGCGAACCUGCAGUUAGGAAUUGCCGAACUCCGUGAGCUUUUAGCCAGCAGCAAUGACGAGAUACAGCUUCUCAGAGAGCAACUGGUAUACCAUCAACCAAUCGCGCAAGGCGAGGCCAGCGCUGCAUCGACUCUAAGGGCGGAGCUGGGGCCCCAGGAGCACGAAAUGAACCAUGAGACCCCAACUCGAAAGCCGUCUGUUCAUCAGCACGCUCCCAAGCUGUCUCAGGAGUUGCAUAUUCACCACCACUACCACGUCAAGCCAGAGGCGAAGAAGCCCAAGAAGAAGCGCCACGGGCUGAGUGCGAGCAUCUUUAGCCCACCAAUGAGGUCGCCAUCAACUCCUCCAGGUGGACAAUGGCAAAUGAACCAAGGAUCACACACACCUGCACUCUUAUCCCACGGCUACAGAGAUUCCGUUUCGACGGUGCCCUCAAACAGAUGGUCUGUCUUUUCGGAAAACAUGUCGGAUGCUGCCAUCUCAUCGGUACCGACCUCUCCGCGCUCCAACAACCGGGAUUCAAUGUUUGAUCGUAGUAUGCUUGAGGGAUCAUGUCCCACGUCCCCGAUCACUUCGACUGAUCCCAGGUCGCCUGGGUUCGAGAAUGCCUAUCGCCAGGGUCCGUCUGAUGCUUCAGCCCACAACUUCCAGCACUUGCAUUUUUCUUCACUUGACAAAGGCUCGGACGAAAACGCUGCCGUUAGUAUGUCAACGACUCCAAUACAGUCAAGUAAUCUUGAUGCGUUUGUAGCCAAUUCUCAGGCAACGCCCGAUCGUCUUACCGACAGCCCAAUGGAUAUGUCGCGUUCACCAGAAUCUACUCGCACAUCACCCCUAGCGCUUACGGUGUCUACCGGCGUCUCUUUAGACGAUACAGACGACAACUCGUCCAUUACGCCAACAUCCACAGCUGGCGGCCGGCCAAUGUCCCGCAAGAUUCACCGUGCUGCCUCUCACGAAUCCAUCAUGUCGCUGUCGGGCGGGCUAGAUAUUCACACGCUCAAGGCAAGGCCCAGCCAGCUUACACUGAGACAUCUCGGCACUAUGGCCGCAGCAGACACUGGUCUCAGCGCGGUGACUGCGAGCCCGACAAUAUCAAGGGUCGUUGCCGGCAACGGCAGGCCUGGAAGCGCAGCUCUCAGAGAUAGUUUGUCGAUUGGUUUGCCUAUGCCGCGGACCCGUGUAGUUUCGGCGGGCGUGUCUGGCACGUCUACCGGCACGAGCUUUGCUACUCCUCGACAACCCACCUCGGCGUUAGGAAGGUUUGCGGCAUGGCGCCUUUGGGGAGGGUCUAGCUCAGCAUCUACAACGCCAUCGUCCACGCCUCCCGUACCUGCGAUUCAAGAGUCUGUUGUGACGGCUGUCGAAGAUGCGUCAGCAACGCCAAAGUCGCCUUUGACGCCGGCAUCUCUGGGUUCUUCAACCAAAUCGCCACGCGAACAACAGCAUAGAGACUUUUCACGACCGGCCGGGAUCAACCAGGCUGGUGCUAUACCCGGUUUUCAAGAAUAUUUUGCAGCUCACCAGCGGAGGGCACCCCCGAGUAAGGUCACACCCGAUGUUGUCGACCGUGAUGCGUUGAGAGAGGUGCUUGAUGGGGAAUGAUUUUACAUGGAACUUUUUGACGAGACGAUUUAUUGCACACUUGACAUGACCAUACCUUUCAUUUGUUAUAUUUUUUGUCCCCCAAAUUGUGUAUAGUUAUCUUACCAGCAUAUAGGUUUGCUGGUUUGAUUUGCAUCUUUGACAAGGUAGCAAGGAGUUGGAAGGUUUUCCUUUAUUUGGGUCUUGGAUAUUGAUUGAUACCUCUUGGAUAUUUCACAGUUUUAAUGUAUAUUGAUUACCUUGACUACCU